UCCAUUGUAUUCCUCCUCCCAGGUAAAAGAUGCGAUCCAGGAACUGCACCGUGGAGGGUCCAGAUGACGGACACAUCCAGCCCACUAAAGCUUUCAUAAAGCAGGAAGACGAGAACACGCCGGAGCUCUCCAAGAGGAAGAUGAAAGUGCAGCGAGAGGAGAAGGACGGGAGGACGGCGGUGUCUGGAACCACAAAGAAACCUCAGAAACCUUCAGCAGGAAGCAGGAAGGCAGGUCUGCCGGAUCUGUCGAAGAAAGACAUGCUUCAACUGCUGGGAGUCAUGGAAGGAGAAAUUCAGGCCAGAGAGGACAUCAUAGGCCUGCUGAAGUCGGACAGAACCAGACCAGAGACUCUGGAGGCUCACUAUGGCUCAGCUGUGCCCAGCAGACCCCUGCAGGCCCUGCAGAGAGACGCUCUGCUCACCCGCAGCAGCAACAGCACCGAGGACGUGUACGAGAAACCAAUGGCCGAGUUGGACCGGCUGGAGGACAAACAGAAGGAGACGUACAGACGGAUGCUGGAGCAGCUGCUGCUGGCGGAGAAAUGUCACCGACGCACCGUCAUGGAGCUCGACAACGAGAAACACAAACACACCGACUUCAUGAACAAGAGCGACGAGUUCACCAACCUGCUGGAGCAGGAGAGAGAGAGACUCAAAAGGUUGUUGGAGCAGGAAAAGGCCUACCAGGCUCGUAAGGACAAGGACCACAGCAGGAGGCUGGAGAAGGUCAGAGCGGAGCUGGUUAGGCUCAAGUCCUUUGCCCUGAUGUUGGUAGACGAGCGGCAGCUGCACAUCGAGCAGAUCGACCAACAGAGCCAGAAGGUCCAGGACCUGACUCAGAAGCUGCAGGAGAAAGAGCAACGCUUGGCGGCGGUCACUGACACCGUUAAGGAGGACGACCAGAAAGUCCUCAAGCUAGAGGCUGAGCUGGAGCAUAGAGCAGCCAAGUUUGCACAGGAACACGAGGAGAUGACCACCAAACUGGCCAACGAGGAGUCCCAAAGCCGCCAGCUUAGACUGAAGCUGGCUGGAUUGGCGCACAAGAUUGAAGAGCUGGAGGAGAGCAACAAGAUGCUGCAUAAAUCAGAGGAGGACCUGCAGGAGCUGAGAGAGAAGAUCAGCAAAGGGGAGUGCGGGAAUUCGUCUCUCAUGACUGAGCUGGAGAAUCUGCGGAAGAGAGUGCUGGAAAUGGAGGGCAAGGAUGAGGAGAUCAUCAAAACAGAGACUCAGUGCCGGGAGCUGAGGAAAAAGCUCCAGAAUGAGGAGAACCACAGCAAGGAGCUGCGGUUGGAGGUGGACAAACUGCAGAAGAGAAUGGUUGAGCUGGAAAAACUGGAGGGUGCUUUUAAUAGGAGCAAAACCGAGUGUUCUCAGCUUCAUACAAACCUCGAAAAAGAGAAACGUGUCGUGAAAGAUCUGGCUGGUGAGCUGGAGACAGUGAAAACCCGGUUGAAAGAACUAGAGAGCUCAGAGUCAAAGUUUGAAAAGGCAGAAAUGGUCCUCAAAGAUGAUCUUAUGAAGUUGAAGUCCUUUACGGUUAUACUGGUAGAUGAGAGGAAAAAUAUGGCGGAGAGACUUAAACAGGAGGAACAGAAAAGUGAUGACUUAAGUAACAUGUUCAAAGCAGAGCAGGGCAAGGUUACGGAAGUCACAGAGAAGCUGAUUGAGGAGAGCAAAAAACUUCUCAAAUACAAAUCCGAAAUGGAGGUCAAAGUGACGACUCUCGUCAAAGAGAAAGAUGAGUUAAAAACUAAACUUGCAAGUGAAGAGGAAAAUUGUAGGGAGCUGAAUACCAAGAUAAGUGGUAUGAAAAUAAGAAUGGACAGACUUGAUGAGUCAGAGAAGGAAAUGCACAGAAGGUGGGCCAACAGGGACAAUCACAGAAAUCCAGACGAUGACAACAAAGUAAAAGAGCUCACGCUGGAAAUUGAAAGACUUAAAAGCAGACUCAAACAACUUGAGGUGGUAGAAGGAGAUUUGAUGAAAACAGAGGAUGAGUAUGAUCUACUGGAGAAAAAAUACAGAACGGAGCAGGACAAAGCGAAUGCCCUUUCCAAGCUGCUGGAGGAAAUGAAAAGCCAGAUCGCAAGAAACAAAGCGAUAGAGAAAGGCGAGGUCAUGAGUCCAGAGGCGGAGCUCAGAGUCCGCUGCAAGAUGGAGGAGGCUAAAACCAGAGAGCUGCAGGUGGACGUCCAGGCCCUGAAAGAGAAAAUCCAUGAACUGAUGAACAAGGAGGACCAACUCUCCCAGCUGCAGGUGGAUUAUUCUGUCCUCCAGCAGAGGUUAAUGGAAGAGGAGGAGAAGAAGAAGAGCAUGAGCCAUGAAGUCUCCAACCUCACCAAGGAGCUGGAAGCCACCAAGCGCUACAGUCGUGCCUUGAGGCCGAGUAUGAACGGUAGGAGGAUGGCCAAUGUCGCGGUUACCUCCACUGCAGUGCAGACAGAUGUGAUGGCCAGUGAGCCUGCUGAGGAUGAGACUGCGGCCGGGUUCAUCCGGAAAUCAGUUCUUGAGGAAAACCACUUAAUGAGCAACCUCAGACAACGGGGUCUUAAAAAGCCAACAGUUCUUGAACGAUACCCUCCGGCAUCAGCAGAACUCGGGGCAGGAAAAUCCUGGAUACCCUGGAUGAAAAAGAAGGAGGCCAUCACUCUUACUCAGACCACUCCCGAGAAGACCAACGGGGCGUCCUUGCUCCAUCCGCCUGACAUGACCAUGUCCCAAAAGCCAGGACAGCCACUGCGCAUCCGAGUGACCCCAGAUCACGAGAACAGCACUGCCACCUUGGAGAUCACCAGCCCUCGAGCUGAGGAUUUCUUCUCCAGCACCACCAUCAUCCCGACUCUCGGCCUUCAGAAACCUCGCAUCACAAUCUUGCCCAAGCCCACAACAGUGACCUCAAAGAGCAAUACCCAUGAACCGAUGGGAGGUCUUGAUCGCGCCAAAUCUCCGGUCACGAUAACCACCAUCUCCAGAGCCAAGAGUCCAGACAAGGCCAACGGCUCCAACAACCUUCAGUCGCCAGUGUCCAUCAUCACAGUCAGUACCACUCCUGUGGCUGAAGCAUGUGCGUCACCUGAACCUCACAACGUCACCACGGGCCGCACAGUGAUCAAGGUGACCCCAGAGAAGCAACCUGUGCCAGCUCCUUACAGGAAAUUUAACGGCAAAAGCAACAUAAUCACAACAGAGGACAACAAGAUCCACAUCCACUUGGGUCCACAGUUCAAGAGGCCCUCCGAGGGCUGUGGUAGUUCAGUGGUGACCCUUGGUCUGAGCUCAGAAAGCAGCAAGGAAAUGCAAACAGGAACGGUGCUCCGCUCCCCACGCCAAUCUUCAGUGGGGAAGACAACUCCGAGCAAAAUGACAAGCAGCAUAACAAUCACACCCAUCACCUCGGCAUCCUCCAGGCCGACACAGUCAGUGUUGCUUCUGAAAUGUUUCAAAAUGAAAUCAGGUGGUGUGUGCUGCCUAGAUAGCACUCUCUCCAGCCCAGUUCGGAUGUGCAGUCAGCUCGCAGCGCGGCCACACGGAUCCCUGUGUCAAAAGGUCUGGUGAUGGAGGUUGCCUCAGCAAACACUCGACUCUGAGCGGAGGUCUGAAGGUUUCUGAAGACAGACGGAAGCUCCAGGACAAACAGAGACCCACCGGUUAUAGUUCCUCUUAUAUGUUGUUCACGUGAUGCAAACAAAGCUGCAGUUUGAAAAGAAGAGAUUCAUACAGAUAAAAUGCAGUCUGGAAUUUGCAUAGGAACAUGGUGUCCUUUAGGGUCGUCCCAGUGGAGAAAACCACAUCAGCCCACACACAAUAAAAAAGGGUUUGGAGCUGUUGCACCAUAAAUACGUCACAACUCUUUGUGCUGUGCUGCAGUUUAUUAUAUAUUUUAUAUACACAGCCUGAGUCAGCCACUGAGGGCUUCUGGGAGUCUGAGUCUGAGGCUGGGGUUAGUUGAGGCAGUGAACUUUACCUUCUGUUUUACUAAACAGCACUGUGGUUAGUUAGCGUAAUAGAGGAGUAUGUAGAGGAGAGGAUUGUUUAAAGGAAAGUCGCACUGCAAGAUACCAGAAUCAAUGAAUUAAUUUGUCCUACAAGUAAUAAAUAAUAAGUCAUAACUAUAUUUAAUCUGUUCUUUAAAGUAAUAAUCUGACUUGGUUCCCUUUAACCUGGCAGUGAGAACAUAUAAUAAUAAUAAUAAUAAUUAAUAUGAUCUUCUGGUGUGGAAGCAUUACACUCUGAAUCUGUGUGUGUUUAGAUUCAGUUGAGACAGUUUGUCACAAGGUGGAAAUUUUGUUUUACGCUGGAUUCAAAAUCUUCUUUUGAAAGUUGCUGAAGUGUCUGGAAAGUAGCACGGUUGAAUCGUUGAGUGAGUGUUGGUUUAAAGUUUAUCUGAUGGUAUAAACGUAAGAAUACAUUAACGUUUCUGUUUGGUUUUCUUUAGAAAAUCCCACAAUUAAAAAAACACUUAUAGGUGGUUUUAAAUACACAGGACACACGUUGUUUUACGUCUGUGUGAUUAUUUUCUGACUAUAGGGACACUUUAAUCACUCAGACAUGAUAAUAAUAUAAUACACAAUGAAUCCAGAAUAACUGCUGACGUACUUUGAACUGUCCAACAGUGGAUUUAUGUGAU
Morone saxatilis (striped sea-bass) is the source of this 4629-nucleotide messenger RNA. RefSeq names its product filamin-A-interacting protein 1-like. The record is from RefSeq and is a predicted model, not a curated record. The transcript is spliced from 7 exons. NCBI's taxonomy places the organism in Eukaryota, Metazoa, Chordata, Actinopteri, Moronidae. Bases 30 to 3557 code for a protein of 1175 amino acids.